CUACGGUAGCUUGGGCCCCCGCUCGAGUCGCUUGUGCUUCCAAUAAUCACCCAGUGACCAGUCGAAGUGAAGAGUCUUGUCCGCGUCCGUGUUCUCGGUCCCUGUGCUUGUGCCUGUGCCUGUGCCAAUGUCGUCCCGUCGAUUGCCGUUAAUUGUUGUUGUUGAGCUCGCGUUUUAUGUGGCAUUAUAAUUUACGAUUUCUCGGUCUUUUCACACAACUUAAUUUGAGAACAAAAAAAGAAAGGAAAGAGUCCAAAAUCGCAGCAAGUUGAAACCUUCAUUAGGGCGCGUGCUGUAUUUCCUGCAAGCGAUGCCAUUCGCAACUUGCUCAUGAGGAUGGAUCCGAAAAAUAUUGCGAAAACGUGUGCCAUGAAGGAGAAAAGCAAAAAUGCGGCACGCACGCGACGUGAGAAGGAAAACACAGAGUUCUGUGAACUGGCCAAGUUGUUACCCCUACCAAGUGCAAUUACAUCACAGCUAGACAAGGCGUCCGUCAUCCGCCUGACCACAUCCUAUUUGAAAAUGCGUCAAGUCUUUCCCGAUGGUCUCGGUGAAGCUUGGGGCUCCUCGCCUGCCAUGCAACGCGGCGUCACCAUCAAAGAGCUGGGCUCUCAUCUGCUGCAGACCUUGGACGGUUUCAUAUUUGUGGUGGCACCCGAUGGCAAAAUCAUGUACAUCUCUGAGACGGCAUCGGUGCAUCUGGGGCUGAGUCAGGUCGAGCUGACAGGCAACUCCAUAUUCGAGUAUAUACACAGCUACGAUCAGGACGAGAUGAAUGCCAUACUGUCUCUGCAUCCGCACAUGCAUCAGCAUCCAGCUGCCUUUCUCAACUCCCUACAGCUCGCACAGACGCACACACCCAUCGGCAGUCCCAAUGGCGUGCAGCAUCCGGCCGCAGCUGCCUAUGGUCACGAUCGUGGCUGCCACACCAUUGAAAUCGAGAAGACCUUCUUCCUGCGCAUGAAGUGUGUGCUCGCCAAGCGAAAUGCGGGCCUCACCACAUCGGGCUUUAAGGUGAUACAUUGUUCCGGUUAUUUGAAGGCGCGCAUCUAUCCCGACUCUGGAGAUGGUCAGGGUAGUCUUAUACAGAACCUCGGUCUUGUGGCCGUUGGACAUUCGCUGCCUUCGUCUGCCAUCACGGAAAUCAAGCUGCACCAGAACAUGUUCAUGUUUCGCGCCAAGUUGGACAUGAAGUUGAUAUUCUUCGAUGCGCGGGUCUCGCAACUAACCGGCUACGAGCCGCAGGACCUCAUCGAGAAGACGCUUUAUCAGUACAUCCAUGCCGCGGAUAUAAUGGCCAUGCGCUGCUCGCAUCAAAUCUUGCUGUACAAAGGACAAGUUACCACCAAAUAUUAUCGCUUCCUGACCAAGGGCGGCGGCUGGGUCUGGGUGCAAUCCUACGCCACGCUGGUGCACAAUUCACGCUCCUCGCGCGAGGUGUUCAUCGUGAGCGUCAACUACGUGCUGAGCGAACGAGAGGUCAAAGACUUAGUGCUGAACGAGAUCCAGACGGGCGUGGUGAAGCGCGAGCCUAUCUCGCCAGCAGCCCAGGCCGCCCAAGCGGCUGCCAUAGCAGCAGCAGCCGCUGCCGCCGCCGCCGCCGCCGCUGCUGCCACGUCCAGUGCAACAUGCACCGGCGCACAAGUGUCCGCCGCGCCCAGCACGCCCGGCAGCAUGGCGCUCAGCGCCAGUCCCAAGCUGGAUCCGUAUUUCGAGUCGGAGAUGCCAGUGCCCGUGUCGGUGUCGGUGCCGGUGCCGCCAGCUCCGAAUGCCGUCACUCCGGUGCUCAGUCAGGGCAACAGUGGCAACAACAAUGGUGCCUGGCAUCAGCAACAGCAACAACAACAGCAGCAGCAACAUGCGCAUCAGCAGCAACAGCUGCAGCAUGGAGGCAGCUUGGAGCACGACGGUCUCAGCUACACACAGCUUUAUCCGCCUCUCAACGAUCUCGUGGUUAGUUCGAGUAGCAGUGCUGGGGGCACGGCCUCUAGUGCGGGCGGCGGCUCAAGCGCCUCCGCCUCCUCGUCGGGCGUCUACUCCACGGAGAUGCAAUAUCCGGACACCACAACGGGCACCCUGUACUAUAACAACAACAACCACUACUACUAUGACUAUGACGCGACUGUGGAUGUGGCCACGUCCAUGAUACGCCCCUUCUCAGCCAACUCGAAUAGCUGUUCGAGCAGCUCGGAGAGCGAGCGACAACUGUCGACGGGCAAUGCAUCGAUUGUGAACGGCACCUCGCCAUCCCAGACGACGUACAGUGAUCUGAGUCACAACUUUGAGUUGAGUUACUUCUCGGACAACAGCUCACAGCAUCAGCAGCAGCAGCAGCAACAGCAGCAACAACACAUGCUGGACCAGCAACACUUACAGCAGCAGCAACAGCAACAACGCAUGCAACCGCUGACGCCGCAGCAGCAGCAACAAUACCAGACGCAGCAACAGUAUAGCAUGCAACAGCAGCAUCAGCAGCAGCAGCAGCAACAGCAUCAGCAACAGCGCGUGGUCAGCGACUUUGCUGAGACCUUCAAGAGUGUGAACGCCGCUCCCACGCCCCACUACACCAGCGUCAUUGUGGAGCCGCAACACUAUAUACCCAACGAUUUUGUGCAUUAGCAGCAGCAGCAGCAGCAGUCGCGGAGAUGGUGUUGUUGCUGCCGCUGUCGUGUUGUUUCUAAAACACUCGCCAGAUGGCCCACAAGUUGUUGCAAUGUUAUCGAUUUAUCGAUGCUUUAUGCUUUUCUCUCGCUCUCCGAGUUCUCUUUUGUAAUACGUGGCUGAGCCACCCAACGGAAAAAUGAAAAUGUUCGUUUCAGUCUCUCCCGUGCCCGAUAUUUGUUGGCACACACCUAUUUAUUUACUAUUGUGCGAGUAUUUUAUUUAUGUUUUUAAACAAAUUGAAAAAUUCAUUGUUGAACACGCUAGCAAGAAAGCAAACAAACAAACAAACAAACCAACUCUUUGAUGGAUUUUAGUUAUAAGCGAUAGUUGUACAAUGCGCCUGCAUAGGCAUUGUAUUUGUUCAUAUAUACAUACAUACAUACAUAAAUAACAAUGUGCACAAAUAUUUACUAUAUACAUAUACAUAGAUACAUAGGUUCUUUAUGUACGCGCGUAUUUACUUGCAUAUGAACUAUAAAUACAAAUACAUAUACAUUUACAAACGAGUACUACGAGUAUAUGCAGCAAUGUGUAAAUAAUGUAGAACGGCUGGCAGUGUCGCCGACGACAACCUCUCUAUAUAUACGAAUAUUGAUCUUCAUAAGUCAAAUAAAAGCAGUAAUUGUACAUGUAAAAUUAAUGAUAAUUGUAUGAGUAAUUUUUCUAAUUUGUAUA
Molecule: messenger RNA, 3339 nt
Organism: Scaptodrosophila lebanonensis
Lineage: Eukaryota; Metazoa; Arthropoda; Insecta; Diptera; Drosophilidae
Gene: sim
Product: protein single-minded
Exons: 8
Coding region: 331-2619 (762 amino acids)
Biological process (GO): regulation of transcription by RNA polymerase II
Cellular component (GO): cytoplasm; nucleus; transcription regulator complex
Molecular function (GO): DNA-binding transcription factor activity, RNA polymerase II-specific; RNA polymerase II transcription regulatory region sequence-specific DNA binding; protein dimerization activity
Source: RefSeq, a predicted model, not a curated record